AUGUCACAUCUUGUGGCCAUUAUUAUUCUUUUACUGAAGAUUUGGAAUUCCCAGUCAUGUUCUGGCAUUUCUGGGAAGUCUCAAAUGCUUUUCGCUCUGGUCUUCACCACCAGAUAUUUGGACCUAUUCACUGUUUACAUAUCUGCUUACAACACCAUUAUGAAGGUGGUGUUCCUGGCUCUGUCCUAUGCCACAGUGUACAUGAUCUACGUGCGCUUCAAGAAGACGUACGACUCUGAAAAUGAUUCAUUUCGAGUGGAGUUCCUCUUGGUGCCUGUUAUUGGCCUAUCCUUCCUGGAGAACUAUGCUUUCACCCCAAUGGAGAUUCUGUGGACCUUUUCCAUCUUUCUGGAAGCUGUUGCCAUCAUGCCCCAGCUCUUCAUGAUCACCAAGACGGGGGAGGCGGAGUCCAUCACUACACACUACCUGUUCUUCCUGGGCCUUUACCGAGCCUUGUACAUCGGCAACUGGAUGUGGAGGUACCACACGGAAGGCUUCUUUGACCAGAUCGCUGUGGUGUCCGGCGUCGUGCAGACUAUAUUCUAUUGUGAUUUCUUCUACCUUUACGUCACAAGGGUGCUUCGUGAAAGAGGAAAAAUGUCGCUUCCAAUACCUGUGUAA
Knipowitschia caucasica is the source of this 621-nucleotide messenger RNA. The record is from the annotation of a GenBank genome assembly. Lineage: Eukaryota; Metazoa; Chordata; Actinopteri; Gobiiformes; Gobiidae.